GCGCAGGUUGCCAUAGCGACCAUUUUACGUUAACUGGUUUGUGGCUUUGAUCCUGGCAGCGCGGCGGCCGCGAGGCCCACGGUUCAGCUCCUUGCUCCCAGCGGCCUCAGGGCCCCGGCGGGCUCCAGGGGCCUGGCCUAGGGAUCCGCACCGUCCGGAAAGGCGGGAUGUCUGCGGAAAAAGAGGACGAGGUGGAAUGGGUGGUGGAGAGCAUCGCGGGGUUCCUACGAGGCCCGGACUGGUCCAUCCCCAUCUUGGACUUUGUGGAGCAGAAAUGCGAAGUUUUUGAUGAUGAAGAAGAAAGCAAGUUGACUUAUACAGAGAUUCAUCAGGAAUACAAAGAACUAGUCGAAAAGCUGUUGGAAAGUUACCUCAAAGAUAUUGGAAUUAAUGAAGAUCAAUUUCAAGAAGCAUGUACUUCUCCUCUCGCAAAAACCCGAACCUCGCAGGCCAUUUUGCAGCCUGUGUUGGCAGCAGCAGAUUUUACGAUCUUCAAAGCAAUGAUGGUCCAGAAGAACAUGGAGAUGCAGCUGCAAGCUAUUCGGAUAAUUCAAGAGCGAAAUGGUGUGUUACCUGAUUGCCUAACAGAUGGUUCUGACAUGGCAAAUGAGCUUGAACAGCAAGAGAUGAAAAUCCUGAGAGAAGUUCUUAGAAAAUCAAAAGAGGAAUAUGACCAGGAAGAAGAAAGGAAAAGAAUAAAACAGUUAUCGGAGAGUAAAACAGAGGAGCCCCCACAAUAUCCUGGUGAAGCUGUCAAAAUGAGUAAUUCCAUAGGAGGUGGCGAGCAUUUUGGACACUCCGCUGCAGAAGCUAAAGUGCAUUUUGCAAAUCAGUCAGUUCAACCCUUGGCAAGAAAGGUGGACAUGUUGCCUGAAACUUCCUCACUUCCACCAAAGGACUUGAAAAAUUCUGGCUUAGAACAUGGAAGCAUCGAAGGACCGAUAGCAAAUUUGUCAGCACUUGGAAUGGAAGAGCUCCGGCAACGAGAACACUAUCUAAAACAGAAGAGAGAUAAAUUGAUGUCCAUGAGAAAAGAUACAAGGAGCAAACAGAUAGAAAAUGCAGAGCAGAAAGGAACGCCUACAGGGGAUGCAGAGGAAAUGACAGAAAAACCAGAAAUGACAGCAGAAGAGAAGGAGACAUUACUAAAGAGGCGACUACUUGCAGAGAAACUUAAAGAAGAAGUUAUUAAUAAGUAAUUAAAAAAUUGAGCCAAGUUGCAGUUCAUUUUUUUAAAAUAAAUUAUUUAAUCCUUAUACCAAG
Molecule: messenger RNA, 1263 nt
Organism: Ochotona princeps (American pika)
Lineage: Eukaryota; Metazoa; Chordata; Mammalia; Lagomorpha; Ochotonidae
Gene: CFAP36
Product: cilia and flagella associated protein 36
Exons: 10
Coding region: 168-1199 (343 amino acids)
Cellular component (GO): axoneme; ciliary base
Source: RefSeq, a predicted model, not a curated record